Molecule: messenger RNA, 1038 nt
Organism: Cygnus atratus (black swan)
Lineage: Eukaryota; Metazoa; Chordata; Aves; Anseriformes; Anatidae
Product: 1-phosphatidylinositol phosphodiesterase-like
Exons: 1
Coding region: 1-1038 (345 amino acids)
Biological process (GO): lipid metabolic process
Molecular function (GO): phosphoric diester hydrolase activity
Source: RefSeq, a predicted model, not a curated record
AUGGAUGCGUGGUGCCGGCACAGCGCUGCAUUCGACUGCAUGCCCCAGCCAGCAGCCUGCUGCCCCGACUGGAUGGCGGGGCUGCCUGACGCCCUGCCCCUCUCUCGCCUCUCCAUCCCUGGCACGCACGAUUCCCUCAGCCUGUUCGGCGGCCGGCGCCUGCGGUGCCAGAGCUGGGGCCUGGAGGCCCAGCUGGCGGCCGGCGUGCGCUUCUUGGACGUGCGCUGCAAGCUGGAGCGGGGCGAGCUCCGCGUCUACCACCUCUGCACCUUCCAGCGGGCCAGCCUGCGGGGCGUCCUGCGCCGCACCCUGCGCUUCCUCCGCGCCCACCCCGGCGAGGCCGUGCUCAUGCGCAUCAAGGAGGAGCUGCCCUUCUUCUCCCGGCCCGGCUUCGCCGCCCGGCUCCAGCGCUGCUUGCUGGAGGAGGGACGGGGCCGCCUGUGGUGCCGCGAGGAGGUGCCCACGCUGGGCCAGGUUCGGGGCAAGAUCGUGGUGCUGGAGGCGCUGGAGCAGGCGGUGCUGGGCAUCCCCUACGAGCAGCUGAGCAUCAGUGAUGCCUGGAACGUGCUCUCCCUGGAGAGGAAAUGGGCCCGAGCGCGGCGGCACCUGGAGGCGGCGGCCAGCGGGGACCCCACCAAGAUGCACCUCACCUUCUGCUCCGGCAACGGGCUCUUCACCUGCCCCGAGGACGUGGCCCGCUUCGUCAACCCCCGCUGCUACCGGCACCUGCGGCGCCGGUCGGGGCAGGCGGUGCGCUGGGGGGUGGUCAUCAUGGACUUCCCCGGGGCAGGCCUCCUCCGGCUCAUCGUGGAGAGCAACGCCCCGUGGGCGAGCGGGCGCGUCGCAGCGGCACCCAGCACCCCCGCGGCACCCCGGCGGCGGAGGGGACGGGCGCUGCGGGCAGCACCGCUGGGGCCGGUGUCCCCCGUGCCGCUGCCAGCCCCACGCAUCCGCCGAACGACAUCGGUGCCCUUGGGGAAGAAGAGUGGCCGUAGCUCCCGUGCGGCACCGCGAAGCCUUCAUGUGACGGCUGUGUGA